UGCUUCAAGGCUUCUAAGAAUACCUUCAAAUGAGUCUACCUUCAGGUACUGGGAUUGUCUGUUGUUCUUUAAAAGGUAGGUUACUUUCUCCCUCUGUUCUGCAAGGUUCAGUUUGGCUCUUGUUUGUGAUAAAGCUUGCUCAUUUUUGUGAGUGUAUGGACACAUUAUUGUGAGAAAUCGCGCGCGCGGAGCUGUCCUUGGCUAAUCCCAUUCAAACAAGAGCAGGGCUAGGAUUAAAAAGCAUGCAUGCACUUACCUUUCCGGGGGUGUUUUAAGGAGUCAGGACGUCCUCCGAACUGCGUGUGUGUGUGUGUGUGUGUUAAAUCCCUCUUUGUCGGAGCCGAAAUGCAGGCGCAUGCGAAAGAGAGAGGAGAAUGCGAGAAAGUGUGUGUGUGCGUGUCGCGGUUGCGCGCUCAAAUGAGAACUGCGAGGGGCGCCCGACGGAGCGCGAUCCCAGCCCCGCUGUACGCGCAGUCUGUGAGGGAGCGCACAGCGCAGAGCGCGGAGUCACACACACACAUACACACACUUAGCAACUCACUCACCAAGGACGAAAGACUUCCGUUCACAACGAGAAAAAAAGAGAAAAGAAAGUAGAGGAGAGGGACACAUUUUUUGAAGAGCAUUUUGAGAUCAGAAUGUCCAGAAAACACGCGAAGCAAUAACAGCCGCGCACCUUAAGUGGUUGAUUUUGAAAUAAUUUGGAUACGUCUCGAAGACACUAUAUCGAUCUUAUUAUUUCCAGUUGGUCACAGAAAGACAGAAAAGGUCCAGGUCAGGGCGAUACAUUUCCAUUUUGGCACUUUUUUCUCCACCUCCCCUCGGCCGGUCGCUCGGCUCUCCAAAGCCCCGCGUCUCCUAUUGGGCCCUGUCUGCGCGCUCUCGUAAUUGCUCGGUGACAAGUGGAGAUGAAGGAAUAAUUGUCAGGAGAUAGGGGUCGUUUUUUUUAAUGGGUGCACUGCUGGUUUAAGUAUGCAUGAGCGACGCGUGAGGGACGGGGCCAAAGAGGCGCUUGUUUAUGAUGCGAGUCUGUAUAAACACAGUUGGAGUGAUGACACCGAUAAACGCGCAUACUUUCCCGUGACGCUCUCCGCUGCCGGCAACUCUCCACGAGACACCCUCUCCAGCCCGCCGCCCCACGCCGCUCACCUGCAGGCCCUACAAGUAGCAAGGCAAUUACUCCUUCAGCAUCCAGGAAGUGGCUUGAAGUCUCCAAAGAACAACGAUAAACAGCGUCCGUUGCAGGUGCCAGUGUCUGUGGCAAUGAUGAGUCCACAGGUGAUCACACCGCAGCAGAUGCAGCAGAUACUUCAACAGCAGGUUCUUUCUCCGCAGCAGCUUCAAGCGCUCCUUCAACAACAACAGGCCGUCAUGCUUCAGCAGCAACACCUGCAGGAGUUCUAUAAGAAACAGCAGGAGCAACUUCAUCUACAGCUUUUGCAGCAGCAACAUCCAAACAAACAAGCAAAAGAGCAACAGCAGCAACAACAGCAGCAGCAGCAGUUGGCGGCGCAGCAGCUGGUUUUUCAGCAGCAGCUCCUGCAAAUGCAGCAACUGCAACAGCAGCAGCACCUGCUCAACAUGCAGCGGCAGGGCCUCCUUUCUCUGCCCCCCGGCCCGGGACAGCCCACCCUCCCCGGACAAAACCUCCCACCAGCUGGAUUGAGCCCCGCCGAACUCCAGCAACUUUGGAAAGACGUGACCAGCGGUCACACCAUGGAGGACAACGGACUUAAACACAGCGGCCUGGACCUCAGCACCACCAACUCCUCCUCCACUACCUCCACCAAUAACCCCAAAGCUUCUCCGCCCAUCACUCACCACAGCAUCUCCAACGGCCAAUCCCCAGCCCUCAACAACCGGAGAGAGAGGUACAUCAUACUUUCACUGCACGAAGAGACUGGAGCGUCACACUCCCUCUAUGGUCACGGAGUAUGCAAGUGGCCAGGAUGCGAAAGUAUCUGUGAUGACUUUGGACAGUUUUUGAAGCACCUUAACAAUGAACACGCUUUGGACGACAGGAGCACCGCCCAGUGCCGAGUACAGAUGCAAGUGGUACAGCAGCUAGAGAUACAGCUUUCUAAAGAGCGCGAGCGUCUACAGGCCAUGAUGGCACACUUACACAUGAGACCCUCAGAGCCAAAACCAUCACCAAAACCGCUGAAUCUCGUCUCCAGCGUCACCAUGUCAAAGAACCUUCCGUCUGUCUCGCCCCCCAAUUUACCUCAGACGCCCACCACGCCCACCGCUCCCAUUACGCCCAUGUCCCAGAUGUCCCAGGUGCCCUCCGUCCUCAGUCCCGCCAACAUCCCCAGCAUGGGCGCCAUGCGCAGACGUCACACCGACAAAUACUCCAUGGCCUUAUCUUCAGAGAUAGCCCCUAACUACGAGUUCUACAAGAACGCCGACGUCAGGCCUCCAUUUACUUAUGCAACCCUCAUCAGGCAGGCCAUCUUGGAGUCAGGGGAUAUGCAGCUAACGCUCAACGAAAUCUACAGCUGGUUCACGCGCACCUUCGCAUACUUCAGACGCAACGCUGCCACCUGGAAGAACGCAGUGCGACACAAUCUCAGUCUGCACAAGUGUUUCGUACGGGUGGAGAAUGUCAAGGGUGCCGUGUGGACCGUGGAUGAAAUGGAGUAUCAGAAGCGUAGAUCUCAGAAGAUCACUGGGAGCCCGACGCUGGUGAAAAAUCUCCCAUCCAGUCUGGGUUACGGGGCGGCUCUGAACGCCAGCUUACAGGCUGCGUUGGCGGAGACAUCUUUGCCUCUGUUGGGUAACCCAGGAUUGAUGAACAGCAGCGCGUCAGGUCUGAUGGGCUCCAGCCCUCAAGGAUUUAUGGGUGGAAGUCCAACCAGCCUCUUACAGGGCACAAUGCACGAGGAUCUCAACGGCUCAUUAGAUCACCUGGACACCAACGGACACAGCAGCCCCGGUUACUCCCCACACACCCACCUGCCUCCAAUUCACGUUAAGGAGGAGCCACUAAACAUGGACGACGACGACUGUCCGAUGUCAUUGGUGACUACAGCCAAUCACAGUCCUGAGCUGGAUGAGGACAGGGAGCUUGAGGAGGGCAACCUAUCGGAGGACCUGGAGUGACUAUUUUGCCCCAUCCCUCCGCUGGGGCUCCACCCCUUUCAGGCCCCGCCCUUCAACUAAUCCACAACCACAGAAAAGCAAAGACUUGGAAUCAGAGGGGGAGUAUUUAUUUAGCAUGCAUCUGGAGACUGGCCCGAAGAAUAUCUAUACCGCAGAUCUUUAGGGACCACAGAUGGACAGACAUGAAACGUCUGCUUUUUAAAAGAAAAUAAAGGAACACAACAAAGGACGAGAUUUCAUUGGAAUCAGCUCGGCCACCUCACACCACGAACACGAGGCUCACGGACCGAAAAGACACGAGUACAGGAGCGGGGUCCUUUCUGUAGAAAGCUAACGGCCACAUAUACUGCCAAAAAAUCCGUUUUAAGUUUGUGAAUAUCCAAGCCACAGUAGUCGUCAAUGUUAGAUGCAAUUGCUGGUUCAAUUCAAGUUGUUGCUCUGUUAUUUUUUGCACAUGAGUAGUAUUAUUAGCGUCACUGCCUGUAUGUCAACACAAGUCUAAAAAGGAAAAAAGCAGUAUUUGUUUUUCAUCGUUUUUAUUUGCGUUGUUGUUUUGUUUACCUCCUGCAACACAGCCCAUGUUCACUUUACGUCACCUCUACACCACCAACUGUAAAUGGCAUUUCUAAAGGCACGUCAAUAACACAACCAUGGUACAAAGACUGUUGCAGCCGUCCAAAAAAGUAGAAAAGAAGUAGGUGUCCAGUCUCACUAGCUCUGUUACUGCUGAAAGCUUAGUUGCGAUCUUAACUGUUUGUGCCAGCACCGUUCUGAGAAGGCAAAAAAAGUAAAAAAAAAAUGGGAGUCUUUUAGUCUCUUAACCUACUUGUUCAAAAGCUUUGUCUACCUGCAAAGAGUCACAGGCAACAGCUAGAAACCAAAGCCAACACUAACGGCCAAUAGCUUAGACAGAAGCCCCGAGACUCUUUGGUCAGGCCUCUGUGACUAGUACAAAGAGAUGCUUUCUUUCCGCUAACUACCUUCGAAUAACCUCUGGGAUCGUCUCCUUUAGCCCUGCACACAGAUCAAAGUGAUUUGGAUGUAAUUUGGUCUUGACCGAUGGAGAGCUCCGACCUCAUGAUGCUGGUCAACCCCGUUACCGUCAUGUGGUAGAGCAAAUGAGCAGCUAUAAAGGGAUCAUGACCAAAAUAAACAUAUGCGUAUCGAUGGAAAUGCAGAAGAAAAUCCUGAGUUUAUUUUUUCCUUUUUUUGUACUACUAUGUUGUUAUUAUUUGCGCAACUCACCUUGUCAUUGUUUUACUUGUGAAAUGUACUGUUCAUUGUGACUGUCCGAUGUGUCAUGUCUUAUAUCCGUAACUUCUUCAGAGCCGAAACCGAAAAUAUCGUAACCAAACUUUUAAAGAUAUCUAGUGAAGCCAAAAAGGUCAUAAUUUCAAGUCGAUACGAAACGAUGUGGCUUGGUUCUAUUGUCAAAGCAAAUGAGGAGAAGUCCUUGACUAGCUCAUGUUUGCUUUGCUCCAUUGAUUCAGACUCAUUGUGGACUUUUGUGGCUGUAUAGACACAGCCACAGUAGUGUUGGAUCAUGGGAAGGGUUGUGGUUAAACCGUGUCCGGUGGAGCCACCAGUUAUUUGAGGUUAACUUAGAAAAAUCGGUCGCUUUUAUUUGAACGUUGCUGAUGUCAUCGACAAAGCGGUUGUUGCUUUAAUAGUCCUUUCUCUUUUCAGUCAAACCAAAGUUACACAGAUUUCUGCCUCUUGUAUCAGAUGGAGUUGAAAUGACACAAAGUCUCGUUUUGCAUCUCUCUCUCUCUCUCUCUCUCUCUCUCUCUGAUCUGCUAUCUUUCCUCUUAUUUAUUUCUGGUAAAAUCCUACCACAGAAAGCCCAUCUGAAACUGGUAACUGCUUUGUAUUGUAACUUAUGUCAAAGUUUUUCUUGAAACAUACUGUGCAGUUGUUCCAGUUUUGUGCCAAACUAAGAGGUUGGCUGCUAGCUUAGCACACACAAACACAAAUAAGUAAUACGCUCCUCUCCAAAAGAAAACAAAUGGAGCUGGACACAGGAACAAAGCUUAUUCCUUUGCUGGAGUCAGCAAGUCGACUUGAAGAUAAUUGUAUCGCACCAAAUAUAAGGACGCAGAAAAAGAUACAAAAAAAAGGGUUCUCCUACUUAUCCAAAAAGGCUUUUUUAAAGGUUCUACCUCUUCACAACUCUUUCUGAACAAAAAAGAAUAUGCCACAAACGUCGACGCAUUUCCCGCUUGAUUCAUACGAGGCAUCGCCAACAGCCAGUGUACAUUCCCAAAGGCAGAUAAUGGAAGGUUUGCAUUGAAAUAGUUUGUCCUCAAACAUUUGUAGAAUGAAUAUGUAAAAAUACCUGUAAGGGAAUAUUGUGUUAUUAAAAGUGCAUGUCUAAAUUCAUUUGGUGGACUGGAAAUAAGAAUUAAUAAACGCAUAUAAUACAAACACACGGGAUGAUGGACUAUACAGUGUGCAUACCUCAGCUAUACUGUUUUUGUUUUGUUUUUCGUUUUGUUUUUUGUGGGGGCGGGGGGGGAUGACGGACAAAAGAAACUCUCAGCCACAGAAUGCAUAUUACCUGUAGAGUUUGCAUGGGUUUUGUAAAAACAUGAAAAAAUUGUCUAAAAUAGUUGCUUGCACAUAACACCAGAAAAACCUCCAGAUGGGCAAUCUCCUCCGAUAGAUUUUAGAAGGAUUGUCUGGAUUUUUUCUGGAAUAAUUUUGUCUGUAUUUUGAUAACUGUGCAUAUUAUGUAAAAAGAUCAGAAAAAAUGUUGGUGGACCCAUGAAUUUACCAGGCAUUUUUUUUUCUAAGCUGAAAAGAUCAGUGUUUUUAUUUCCUGAAUUUCAUGAAUUUUUACUGUUCUCUCAUUGCUUGCUAAGAAUAGCAAACCUGCUUUUUCCUGCAUCUGCGUUGCGUAGCUGUAAGGCUUUUCCUAAUGUGUGUAUUUAUUGCUUGUACCUCUGUGCAUACGUUCUAAAGCAUUACGUCUAGCGGUUGAGUCAUGUAUCCUUUCUACUACUAUCAUUCUCUGGGAAUAUGAUCCCUUAUGUAUACAGUAAAUUGGGACUGUAGCAAAAAUAUGUUUAUGUAAUUGGUGAAAACCUUUUCGUUGUUUUUGCUUUCGGUUUGGUUUCCUUUCUUCGAAUCGAGACUCGUUUUUUGAUACUUUUCAUUACCGUGUACUGUGUCCGUAUGUUAAUGAUUUCUGCGAGAGUAGAGGUCACGAUUCAGAACUGUAACGGGCGUUAUUUUCUGUAUCCAUGGCUUUUCACUGCUGAAUAAAAUAAAGGAC
Triplophysa dalaica is the source of this 6376-nucleotide messenger RNA. It is a transcript of the gene foxp2, whose product is annotated as forkhead box P2. Gene Ontology annotation, molecular function: RNA polymerase II cis-regulatory region sequence-specific DNA binding; DNA-binding transcription repressor activity, RNA polymerase II-specific. The record is from RefSeq and is a predicted model, not a curated record. Gene Ontology annotation, cellular component: nucleus. Bases 973 to 3102 code for a protein of 709 amino acids. Gene Ontology annotation, biological process: regulation of transcription by RNA polymerase II. Lineage: Eukaryota; Metazoa; Chordata; Actinopteri; Cypriniformes; Nemacheilidae. The transcript has 16 exons.